Messenger RNA from Ambispora leptoticha, 419 nucleotides. NCBI's taxonomy places the organism in Eukaryota, Fungi, Glomeromycota, Glomeromycetes, Archaeosporales, Ambisporaceae. The record is from the annotation of a GenBank genome assembly.
AUAAUUUCGUUCAAGAAAUUGGACAUGUCGCCCAAGAAUCAAAAAGCGUUUUAUUUUUCUUCCGGACUGAUAUUCGAAGUUUGUUAUAUACACUAACAGGCGGGAGAGAAAAACCUGGUGAAGAACGAAUUGAUAGUGUAUCAGUUAAACAACAGCAGCAAUAUCUUGCGGAGGGAACACUUAAGAUUUUAAAAAUGUUAGCUUGGAAAUUACAGAUGAUGCUAUAUGGUAUAACGUACAAGGAGAUUAUUGUGUUUGUUACAAAUCGUGUAGCAACUUUUGGAAGAUGCCAUACUCAUAAAUCUACUCUUACCUAUGUUAAUAGAGAUGACGUUGAUAAUGUUUUCAUAAAGGCUAAGAAUAAGGAGUUUUUUGCUAAAGGAUUAAUGACCCUUGAAGAAUAUGAAAUAAUAAGAUAA